GCAACCCACUAACCUCCCUUCCCCGCCCCCCUCUCCUCCCCACCUUCUUCGCUUGGUGUGUUGCUGUCCACCCUCCACGAUUAGUUUGCGCUUCACUCGCGACCUGUGUUAUCUUGUCGCCAUUCAUCGUGUCGUUGUUGCGUAAAGCCUCUACUCUCUCUGUCGGCGCCAUUUUAGCGGCGUAAAGUCUAUCUUCGAACUAGGAGUCCUCUAUUAGUAGUGGAGCACUUUUUAGUAGUGGGUUACGUUGCAGUCGUUAGUCUCGUCGAAUCCAGCUUGCCAUUCAAGCACCUCAACUUAAGCGCCGUCCGCCGUGGCAUGGGCAACGGCUCCAGCAGCCACGGUAAGCACCACGACCACCGCCGCCCCGACAGCCGCUACGCCUCCUACUCCGGCCCCGCCAGCCCCGCGUAUUCCGGCCCCGCCAGCCCCGGCGCCGCGUGCCAGCGCCACAGCGAACCCCCCGCGACUGCGCGCAGCGAGGGGGGCAUCGGCGGCGGCGGCGGGUCAGUGAGCCGCAGCAGCUCGUUCGGGUACUCGCGCGCGCUGCAGCACAAGUACGGCAUCAUCCCCGACACCUUCCGCUCCAUCGCUCAGGUGCAGGAGAAGCUGCGCGAGGUGGGGCUGGAGUCGAGCAACCUCAUAGUGGCCGUCGACUUCACCAAGAGCAACGAGUGGACCGGCAAGCAGAGCUUUGGAGGCCGCUCCCUGCAUGCCAUAGCUCCAGGAGUGGCGAACCCAUACGAGCAGGCCAUCGACAUCAUCGGGCAGACGCUCUCCGCCUUCGACGAGGACAACCUCAUCCCCUGCUACGGCUUCGGCGAUGUGACGACGCACGACAGCGGGGUGUUUGCGUUCAAUGAGGGCCAGCGGCCGUGCAACGGCUUUGAGGAGGCGCUGCAGCGCUACCGCGCCAUCGCCCCGCACGUGCAGCUCUCAGGUCCCACGUCGUUCGCCCCGGCGAUAGAGGCGGCGGUGCGGGCGGUGGAGGAGAGCGGGGGGCAGUACCACGUGCUGCUCAUCAUCGCUGAUGGCCAGGUCACUCGCAGUGUGGACACACCGCCAGGCGUGUUCAGCAAACAGGAGCAAGACACCGUUGAUGCCAUUGUCGCUGCCAGCAACUACGCGCUGUCGAUCGUGAUGGUAGGCGUGGGCGACGGGCCGUGGGACAUGAUGGAGGAGUUUGACGACGCGCUGCCGCAGCGCAACUUCGACAACUUCCAGUUUGUCAACUUCACGCGAGUCAUGGCAUCAUCGCGCGCACCGGAGCAGCGGGCGGCACUGUUUGCGCUGUCGGCGCUGAUGGAGGUGCCUCUGCAGUACCGCGCGUGCACCGAGAUGGGGCUGCUGGGCCGCACCAUGGGCCGUAUGCCUCCGUCAGUGCCCAAGGAGCCGCCCCCCCGCGUGCGCGCAGCAGACGCUGCAGCUGCUAGAGCUGCUUCCCUAGCUGCUGCCACCAUGCCCCCCCACCUCAACCCUGACUCCGCUCCUAACCCCUUCGGAGACCCCUUGGGCACCCCUUCUGCGUACACCUAUGGUGCUGGCAGCACUGCUGCUGCUGCUGACGCUGCACCUGCCUCUGGUGGUGCGGGUGCAGGGGGGUCGGAGUGUCCAGUAUGCCUCCUGUACCCCAAGAACACGGCCUUCCAGUGCGGCCACCAGACCUGUGAGGAGUGCAGCCGUCAGAUGAGCAACUGCCCCAUCUGCCGUGCACCCGUGACCAUGCGCAUCAAGCUGUACAGUUAGAUGACUGCCUAUUGUACCCUCACUCUGUAGAUUGGAUCAUCUGUUAGUUCCUACCCAGGCGCCGAGGCUGCCAGGUGUUAGCUUUGCUUAGCUCUUGUUUUCGCAACAUCCUUCUGUGCCCCUUUAGUAAGAAUGCACUUUCCAGCAAGGAUGCAUCAUUUCUGAGCAAAAUGAUGCGAUCAUUCUC
Closterium sp. NIES-67 is the source of this 1933-nucleotide messenger RNA. NCBI's taxonomy places the organism in Eukaryota, Viridiplantae, Streptophyta, Zygnematophyceae, Desmidiales, Closteriaceae. The record is from the annotation of a GenBank genome assembly.